AUGGGUGCUUCUAAACAGCAACGUCCAAAGACAUCAAAGAAGAUAAAGCAGGAUUCUUUCAUCAAGAAGGAAUGGCGCCAUGUCAUGGUCCCAGCCUACUUCACAGGCAAGCACGACAUUGGUGUUACAGUUUCCAACAAAUGCGCACGUGGCCGUGUUCCAAUGGACUACGUCAACAACCGUGUUUGGGAACUUUCCCACGCUGACAUGGUCAACGACCUUUCUCACGCUUACAGACUCUUCUCAUGGAGAUCAAUCGCCGCCGGCUCUGAAGUUUACACACAGUUCGCUGGCAUGCGCCUUACACACGAUAAGCUCGACUCCAUCAUGAGAAAGUAUCGUACAUUAAUCAAUGCUUCAGUCGAUGCUAAGACAGCUGAUGGCUUCAUCCUCCGCCUCUUCACUGUCGGCUUCACAAAGAAACUCGCCAACUCCCACAAGAACCAUACAUAUGCCAACUCCCACAAGGCUCGCCAAGUCCGCGAUGUUAUGGUCAAGUGCCUUACAGAUGCCUGCGAAUCUAAUGGCGUUGAGCAGCUUUGCAAGGACUUCGUUGAUGAAAAGAUUGAAAAUGAAAUUGUUGAGAAAUGCAAGCAAAUCUGCCAGAUUGAAGGUGUUUACAUCACCAAGGUUAAAGUCAUCAAGGCUCCAGCUCUUUCUAACGAGCAGGUCAAGGUCCUUAAGAUCUCUAAGGAUGCAGCUCAGCUUUCACUCGCUCCAACAGAGCGUCCAGCUGAAGAAUAA
This is a messenger RNA of Trichomonas vaginalis G3, 744 nucleotides long. Its product is annotated as Chain B Ribosomal Protein S3ae. Gene Ontology annotation, biological process: translation. Gene Ontology annotation, molecular function: structural constituent of ribosome. Bases 1 to 744 code for a protein of 247 amino acids. The record is from RefSeq and is a predicted model, not a curated record. Lineage: Eukaryota; Parabasalia; Trichomonadida; Trichomonadidae. The transcript has a single exon. Gene Ontology annotation, cellular component: ribosome; cytosol.